Messenger RNA from Clarias gariepinus (North African catfish), 2294 nucleotides. It is a transcript of the gene aldh8a1, whose product is annotated as aldehyde dehydrogenase 8 family, member A1. Lineage: Eukaryota; Metazoa; Chordata; Actinopteri; Siluriformes; Clariidae. The record is from RefSeq and is a predicted model, not a curated record. The coding region runs from base 144 to 1598 and encodes 484 amino acids. Gene Ontology annotation, biological process: retinoic acid metabolic process. The transcript is spliced from 7 exons. Gene Ontology annotation, molecular function: retinal dehydrogenase (NAD+) activity.
UCAAAUCAGCGCAAUCUGGCAACACCUCCAGAGGUCUAGAGCGCACGCUGAACCAGAUCCGCGCGCACACUUUAUUACCACCGCUCGCGUGCUGCAGAAAGCUUCUGAGGUAGGAAAAAAAAAAAUCAUUAAAAAGAUACGACAUGUCUGUGACCCUCGUGCUGGAGAACUACAUCGGCGGGAAGUUUGUGCCCUGCCCCAGGCACGUGGACUCGUACGACCCGUCCACCGGAGAGGUGUACUGCAGAGUCCCGGACAGCGGUGCGCCGGAGGUGGAGGCAGCAGUGAAAGCAGCUAAAGACGCGUUUCCCGGCUGGUCAGCCACGAGUCCAGCAGAAAGAGCUCGCGUCCUGAAUAAACUCGCCGAUCUCAUAGAAGCGCGUCUAGAGGAUUUCGCUCAGGCCGAGUCUAAGGACCAGGGUAAGACGCUAAACUUUGCGCGAAAUGUUGACAUCCCACGCGCUGCGUACAACUUCCGGUUCUUCGCUUCAUCUGUCCAGCACCACCUGACCGACUGCAGUCAGAUGGACGACAUGGGCUGCAUCAAUUACACUGUGCGCUCUCCUGUAGGAGUGGCUGGUCUGAUCAGUCCUUGGAACCUGCCUUUGUAUCUCCUCACCUGGAAAAUCGCUCCUGCUGUGGCUACAGGGAACACGGUGGUGGCCAAACCCAGUGAGAUGACCUCAGUCACUGCCUGGAUGAUGUGCCUACUACUGGAGGAGGCUGGUUUCCCACCCGGAGUUGUGAAUGUAGUGUUUGGCACUGGUCCACAUGCAGGCAAUGCCCUCGUGUCCCACCCGGACGUGCCGCUAAUUUCCUUCACGGGCAGCACGGCUACAGCUCAGGUGAUAACAGAGCGCAGCGCCCCCUACUGCAAGAAACUUUCCCUAGAGCUCGGGGGGAAAAAUCCAGCCGUCGUGUUCGCUGAUGCUGACCUGGAACAGUGCAUCAGCACCACCGUGCGCUCCAGCUUCUCUAAUCAGGGUGAGAUUUGUCUCUGUACCAGCAGGAUCUUUGUAGAACGGAGCAUUUACCCAGAAUUCCUAGCGAAGUUUGUAGAGGCGGCUCGCCAGUGGAAAACCGGCGCGCCCUCUGACCCCUCGAACCAGAAUGGAGCGCUUGUCAGCAAGGAACACUUACAGAAGGUUCGGGGUUAUGUGGCUCUGGCGAAGGCCGAAGGAGCUCAGGUGCACUGCGGAGAGGGGGUCGACUCCCUCAACCUCCCUCCUAAAAAUGCGUCUGGAUACUUCAUGCUGCCUACUGUGAUCACGGGCAUGGCAGACUCCUCCGCCGUGAUGCAGGAGGAGAUCUUCGGCCCGGUCACCUGCGUGACGCCGUUCGAUACAGAAGAGGAAGUGAUCUCACGGGCUAACGAUGUGCGCUACGGCCUGUCGGCGGUGGUGUGGUCCAGAGACGUGGGCCGUGUUCACAGAGUGGCUCGGCGACUGCAGGCCGGGUUAGUGUGGACCAACUGCUGGCUCAUCCGAGAUUUGAACCUGCCGUUUGGAGGAAUGAAGAGCUCUGGCAUUGGGAGAGAAGGAGGAAAAGAUUCCUAUCACUUCUUCACCGAGGUUAAAACUAUCGCCGUAAAGUACUGAGGCGUUGCAUAGGCGUGUCUGGCGGAGAUCACUACGAGUACAAGGGCUUUAUCUUAGUUUAGCUCAGUCGAGAAUGCUUUAUUGAAGAAUUUAACAGAGUAAUAAUAAUAUGGAUGGGAAUCACCAUGAACUUCCUGAUACAAUACCUAGGCACCGAUUCGAUUUGUAUCGUGAUUUUGUAAAUUUUUUUAUUAUUUAAAUACUAUAUCAUUCCAUAUUUGUUACUAAACAAACUUAAUAAUACAUAAUUUGCGCCACCACUCAGGAUAGUUUAGAGUGCACCACCUGCAGGAUUAUAGAGGAACAGCAACAAUUUACAACUUCAAAUGCAAGCAUAUAUAAGAUAUGAGUAGGUUUGUUAAAAAAAAAAUCUGUUAGUCAGUGUGGCGAUUUAUCAUGAACAUCCUGUUUAUAAACAACUAAGUUUUUUUAGUAAGUUUUUUUUUAUCAACUGCACUAAUGAUAUGAUAUAAUAUGAUAUCUCAUUCUAUCCCUUACAGUAUUCUCUUUACACACAGGGUUCUGUUCAUUUUUGUCCACGAGUUUAAGCACCUUAAUACAUGUUGACAUGUUGUUCUAUGACGAAUAAAAACGCUGACCUUUUUUUCCUGUGCACAUUUUCGAGAAAUCUAAUUUGAUGGAAUUGUAUUAAUUUGCGACUGAUUAAAUAAAAAGGCCAAGGUGGUGAUCUAGGUG